GUUCAUGUCCGUCUGCUCGCCCACAGCCUCAAGACGUGACGAGUGCGGCCAAAGCGCGUUAUGUCCUGGAUGGGAAUAAAGUCUGAACUCAUUGUCAUGUACGGCGCAUAAACGGCAACUGUGGGCGGUCCACAAAGUCAACAACAGCAUGGAGCAAAAAUACUCAAUACGACCAUUUGCCAGUCACAGGCGAGCCCGCAUCAAGCAUACGCACCGUGUACUUUCACUCACUGUAUAGUUGUCUAUCCAAAACAUUAAACAAAGCACUUGCCAAGAUGCUAGCAUAAAAUCCAUAUUACAGUCAACAGACAAACAAUGAAAAUUCACAGUGGGGGCAGUUGGUAAUUGAGCUGACACAGCGUGAAUUCGACCAAUGUGGGGCCAUAGCUACGAAAAUUUGACAAUAAAUUCAACUGGCUCGAUAUCAAUUUAAUAGACAAAAGCAGCAAAAGAAGUUACUGCUAAAUGCUUCGCUUCGAGCUGCCGCAGCCGCCGCCGCAGAAACAACAACAACUACACCGUAUCAGCCACAACAACAAUAACAACAACAACAACAGCAGCAGCAGCGACCACCGUGGCUCGAUGUCUGCAUGAACUUGAGCGCAGUCGAGUGACACAGUUUUGAGGGUUUCGUAUAAAUAGUAGAUCCAAUGGUGCUCCAAACGUCAGACACAACCGAACAGUCAAAGUUAAAGAACUUCAUUCAAGAUGCGUGCAUUCAUUGUUAUGUGCUUAGUGGCAGUCGCCUGCGCCGAUAAGCUGGGCUACAACUACCAGCCCGUUGGACACUCCAACCAAGGACUAUCGUUCGCCCCUGGCAGCGCAGGUGGUAGCAUUGGAAGCAUCAGCGGCGGUAGCUCGCUGGGUGGAAUUGGUGGCGGUUUGGAUUCCGGACUUAGCGGCGGCAGCAUUGGUGGCGGUUCCGGUCUCAGCGGUCUCGGCAGCCUCGGCAACGGCGGUCUGUCCGGCGGAAACCUUGAUGCUCCAGUCUCUUACAACGCCCCUGCCCCAGCUGCUGAAUUGGAGAAGGAGUUCUUCACCUUCACCGCCAACGAACAGGACUUCGAUGAGCCCCAAUCCCUGGACAAGGUUUCCAGCUCUCUGAACAAGGGUCUGCGUGUUAUCUUCAUCAAGGGACCCGAGAACCGUGGUCUGGAGAACGCUGCUCUCGCUUUGGCCAAGCAGGCUGCCCAGCAGGAGACCGCCAUCUAUGUCCUGAACAAGCAGGCCGAUAUCGGUGAUCUGGCUAACAAACUGAACUCCAUCCGCAGCAACACUAACAACAAGCCCGAGGUGCACUUCGUCAAGUACCGCACCCCUGAGGAUGCUGCCAACGCUCAGCGUGCCAUCCAAUCCCAGUACGAUCAGCUGGGCGGUUCCAGCCAAGCCCACAACGGUGGUGUUGCCCCCGUCCUGAACUUUGCUUCCCAGGGUCCAGUGCGUCAGGCCAGCGCUAAGUCGCCCGACAAUGCUUACUUGCCCACCUCGAUCUUCCGUCGUGUCUAAAUUUCCAGUUAGAUUUAGAUCACAUGAUUGAUAUUGACACCGAUCUUUGACUGAUUACCUAGUUAUUGUUGAAUAAUGCUUAAUAAAUUCGCGAUUUUACAUGUUACCUCAAACGUAUGUGUUUUAUCUAGGAUGGUUCACUAAUUUCAUAAUGUUAACCAAGGGUGCGA
Drosophila novamexicana is the source of this 1676-nucleotide messenger RNA. RefSeq names its product keratin, type I cytoskeletal 10-like. The record is from RefSeq and is a predicted model, not a curated record. Lineage: Eukaryota; Metazoa; Arthropoda; Insecta; Diptera; Drosophilidae. Bases 709 to 1506 code for a protein of 265 amino acids. The transcript is spliced from 4 exons.